This is a messenger RNA of Perkinsus marinus ATCC 50983, 279 nucleotides long. RefSeq lists its product as hypothetical. The record is from RefSeq and is a predicted model, not a curated record. Lineage: Eukaryota; Perkinsozoa; Perkinsida; Perkinsidae. The transcript has 2 exons. The coding region runs from base 1 to 279 and encodes 92 amino acids.
AUGAAGGUUGCUGAUGCAGUUGGUGGGAAUCGGCGAAAACUCCUCGGUGUAUUCGUCAAGGAGUGGCUUCUCCAGCGAGAACGGUCUUUGCCAGUGAUCAAGUAUGAGAGCAACCUCAAGCCCGAUGAAGAUGUAGCAGCUGAUCUUGCACAAUCGCAGUCAUCGGGUGCGAGUGACUCAACCAACCAGCAACUCCAGAUACGUGCUCCAAAGCGUGCUCGAGCUGAGAGUUGGACUGCAGAGGCUGCUGACCGAGCUAAGAAGUCAGCGAGGAUGUAA